UCGAAGAAACAAAAAUGGACUUUGAUUUAGAUGAUCCAUUAGGUGACUUAUUAAGUGAUGGAAGUAACGAUAGUUUUUUUGGUACAACUAAAACAAAGACAGAAACUGUGAAACCCGCAAAACAAACGGGUGAUACCAAGUCCAAGUCAAAAGUUGCAAAUUUGUUUGGUUUUGAUAGUGAACAGUCAACAAAACCCAAUGAAAAAUUAAAUUUAGAUUUAACCACCCCACCGAAUAAUGAACCGAAGAAAACUAUUAAUAAGGAUGAAAGCACAAUAGAUUCACGUACAAAUCGUCGACAAACACCCGAAAAAAAUGUAAGCACAACAGCAAUCGAUACAUCUAAUAGUGUUGGUAAUAUUCAGAAAAAGACCAUAAAGAAAGAAACACGAUUCGAUGAUUCAGAUGAUUUUUUGGAUGAGCUUGGAUUUGAUCCAAAGUACCCAAAAGGAACUGCCAUUGGAAGUGCAAAAAAAUCAAAUAUUCUUGAUGACAUCUUGAAUUUUGGUAAAAACGAACCGGCACCGAAACCAGCUCCAAUGCCAAAAACAACAGCACUAGGUGAUUCAAGCGAUAAAAGAAGUUCACGAACUAUAGAUAGCAAUCCAAAUACCAAUCGAUAUUCACCAUCAUCACGGCGUCAAUCAAGAAAUCUUCCACGAUCUGGCAGUUUGGAAGCUGAUCCAUUGGGACUAUUUUCAUCAUCAUCGACACAAGAAACAAAAAAAGAUGAAAAUGUACCGUCAACGAGAUUAAAACCAACAAAAAAACCAACGGUUGACUGGCUUGGAUUAGAGGCACAAACCGAUGUAAAAUCAGACGAAAUCAAUGUGGUUGCUACGGAUACCCAAAUAAAGAACGUUGAAACGUCAAAAUCCCAAGAAUCAAUUACAAAAAAUGCCACAAACCUUAUCCCACCAAGUACUACUACCUCAAUUACACCGGUCCAGUUACCGGUGAAUGUUCCGACUGUUACUAAUACAACAACAGCUGAUAACAUAUCAGCCAGUCUAAAUAUGAUAAAUAUGGCUUCAUUGGAAAAAGAGACAGCAUUAAAUUCGUUGCAACAACAACAGACACAAUUGCGGGUUGCAACUCAAAUGAAGCAACAGGAAAAUAUACUGUAUGAUGUGCACAUGAAACAAGAAUUGUUAUUAAAACAACAGGAGAAACAAUUUAAUGAAUUACUUCGACGCCAAGUCGAUCGACAAAGUCAACUUGAAACACAAAUUCAGCGACAACAAGACCAAAUUAAUGCAUACAUAAAUGUUUUGAUGAAUCAGCCUAGCAUGGGUUUGAUGGCGACUAAAACAAUCCCAACAGAGACUGCGUCAGCAAAUGAUAAGGAACAAAUGGUGUUUCAACAAAACGAAGAGGAUGCAUCACAUCAAAAUAUUAUUAUCGAAUUGGAAGCGCUUGUGAAACGUUUGGAGCUCGACAAACUUCGUCUUGAAGAUACACUACAAAAUAUUCAAACAUCGCAUGAACAGGAAUUGGAACUGCUGCACAUAAGUCAUAAAAAGCAAAUAAUGUUAUUGGAGGAGAGUCUAGGGAGCCUGGAAAAAAGGCUUCGCGAAGAAAUAAAAUCAACCGAAGCAUAUCAUUUGAAUAAAAUUACCGCUCUGCAAACGGAUAUCGAGUCCCAGCGCCAGAAAUACGAAGACAAUAUCGAAAAGUUGAUUAACGAUUAUGAAAAACAAAUCGAAAAAAUUCGCCUAAACUACGAGCAAGAUUUGGAAGUUUUAAAAAAUGAGCAGCGAUCGACAAUAGAGAAUAUCCGUCAGGCCAAAUUAUAUGAAUUUGCAACACUUCAAGAGAGUGGCUCAUAUUUGAGCACACUUAAAAGUGCUUCCGAUAAUUUAGAGCAUGCGACCGAUAAUUUACAAUCGAUGCGUGUAAAUAUUACUUCAACGAUUGAGCGAAUUCAUUCAGAACGGGAAGUGCAAUUGAAUGCAAAGGAACAACGGUUAAACGAUCAACAAAAAAACAUCGAAAAAACAAUUGAAAAAACCGAAGAAGAGCGAACACGUUUAAUUGAAUUGGUUAAAAGUCUCGAAAUAAAACUGAAUUCGGUUGAACAGAGUUCAGCUGAAGAACAGUGGAAUUUUCGACAAAAAUCAGCCGCACUCGAAGCGGAACGUGUAUCUUUCGAACGCGAAAAAAAUUUUACACGCGAAAAACUCGGCGCAGAAGAAAAAAGAGUACAGGAAAUGAAAGAAAUGCAGUUUGCUGAAAAUAAACGUUUAAUGGAACUUCUUGAUGCGGAGCGUGAACAAAUUUUAAUCGAAAAAGCCAAACUAGAAACUAUGGAACGUCUUAAAGUACCAACAAACCCAACCGUAAAACGACAAAGUGAACUUGAUGCUGCUAUAAAAAUUGCACAAGAUGCAGCAAAGAGUGCCGAUGCUGAACGGGAAAAAUUAAUUGAGCAACAACGAAAGCACGAAUUUAAAAAAAGAGAACUCUUAGAAAAGGAGAGGAUGCUUCAGGCACAACAAAACGAAGUCGAAAUACGAAUAAACGAAGCAAAAGAUCAAAAGCAAAUUGCAGAGCAUACGACGAAAACAUGUCAAACGAUUGAGAAAAAACUGUUGGCGAAACUGCAAAGUUUACAAGAAAAUUACAUGGAAUUGACUGAACGAGAGACAAAACUGUCACAAACAAAAAUGGAAUUAGGAAAAGAACGCGUUGAAUUGCAACAAAUGAGACAACAGUUAAGACAAUCAAAAUGCAGCCUUUGUCGAAUUGGCUAUAAAAAUGCGGAAAUAUCAGAAUUGGAUCCAUUGAAUGAUAUUAGUAUACAUAAUAAGUCAAUGCCUAAGUUUGAUUUUCUUUCAUCAAAUUCAUUCGAGGGCCUACAGCAACGUUUAUCCAAUGUUGACUCCAUGAUUGACGAAGUUAUCAACGUUCCACAAUCAUCAAUGUAUAAUCUUAAUUCCAGUAAUAGCCCAUUUUGA
Messenger RNA from Contarinia nasturtii (swede midge), 2957 nucleotides. RefSeq names its product interaptin (gene twy). The record is from RefSeq and is a predicted model, not a curated record. Bases 15 to 2957 code for a protein of 980 amino acids. Gene Ontology annotation, cellular component: ciliary transition fiber; centriole; ciliary basal body. The transcript has 6 exons. Gene Ontology annotation, biological process: establishment of epithelial cell polarity; cilium assembly. NCBI's taxonomy places the organism in Eukaryota, Metazoa, Arthropoda, Insecta, Diptera, Cecidomyiidae.